Molecule: messenger RNA, 987 nt
Organism: Yamadazyma jaroonii
Lineage: Eukaryota; Fungi; Ascomycota; Pichiomycetes; Serinales; Debaryomycetaceae
Source: the annotation of a GenBank genome assembly
AUGCUCUGGCUAAUACCCAUCCUACUACUAGCCUUUAUCAUCAUCUUCGGCGACUCCCCCAGUUUCAGAAACACUCCCAUCCAAUCAUCCCGUCAGAAACUCCUUCUCCUCAACACCUACAUCCUCAAUCAUCUCGGUUCAGUCAAUAUCCCCCCAUGGACUUACUAUUCCAUCCCAUUAUUUUACCUCACCGUGAUUACCGUUUGUUUGGGCCAAUUCUUCCAUAAAACCUGGUCCAUUCUUCCCCUUACCAUCACCACAUCCUUAUUUCAUCAAUGCUACAUCGCCAUCACCAUCCUACUGGUGGUAGCCCUCACCUUCAUCAGUACGUUCUCAGAUCUGGGUAACAUCACCAAAUAUAAUGUUCACUACAUUAACUCCCAGUUCGUCAAUAACGAAAUCAUCUACUUCUCCCAUAACAUAUGUUCGACCUGCGACCUCGUCAAGCCAGCUAGGUCCAAGCAUUGCUCCACUUGUGACCGAUGCGUGGCCCUAUUUGAUCACCAUUGUAUAUGGAUCAAUAAUUGUGUGGGAUUAUACAACUAUAAGUACUUCAUGGGGUGGUUGGUGGCCAAUAUCAACUUCUUGGUGUACGGGGAUUACUUGUGCAUGCAAGCCAUGCCGUGGCGAGGGUUCUGGACGGCGGUGAAGUCCGAUGAUGCUCAUAAGAUCACGGGAAUUUUCGUUAUUCUCUGUAGUUUGUUCUCAUUGAUCGUGGCAUUGUUCACCGGGUUACAACUUCGGUACAUAUACCUUGGUAUUACCACCAAUGAGCUAGAUAAAUGGGGAGAAAUCGAACAUUUGGUGGAAAUUGGUACCCUUUACCGUAGGAACAGUCAGUAUUUUGAACGAGUGGGUAACCAGGUGAUUAAUAUGCAGAAUACUCAGACGUUUGUGUUUGAAGAUAUGGUGAAGGUGGAGUCGAUGGAGGAGAUAGAUAAUGUUUACGAUAAGGGGUUUGUGAGGAAUUUGCGAGAGAGGUUGUAA